AUGCCUAUUCCAAAGACCUCUUCCGGGAUCCCGAAACUCGCCUUUGGGUGUGGAACUUACUACUACAAGUAUGGCAACAACACUGUUGACGAGAAGUUGGUUGCAAUGAUUAAAGCAACUUUGGCAAAAGGUGUUGUACACAUAGAUUCUGCCGAGGUCUAUAACGUUGACAAAGAAUUGGGUCUUGCAUUGGCCGAAUCCCACCUGCCUAGGGAAGAUUAUUUCAUCACCGACAAGUAUUUCGCAGGUACCAGCUCGUAUGAUGCCAGAUCAAAGGAAGCUAACCCAUAUUUGCAUCUGAAGGCCUUUCUGGAAAGAGUGAAUAUUCCAUACGUUGACCUUUACUUGUUGCACUCGCCGUUUAUCAAGAAGGAGACCCAUGGUUUCAGCCUGAGCGAGUCCUGGAAGUUCAUGGAGCAAUGUAAAAGGGAAGGAUUGGCUAAACGAAUCGGUGUUUCGAACUUUGCUAUAGAGCAUCUGGAGGAAAUCUUGAAAGUUGCCAAUGAAAAGCCAGAAGUGAAUCAAAUCGAGUACAACGCGUACUUGCAAAACCAGAGUCCGGGCAUUGUUGAGUUCAGUCAGAAGAACGGAAUAUUACUCGAGGCCUACUCUCCUCUAGGGCCAAUCACCAAAGGUGACAAGACCAGUGGUGUCGGGAAGGAGUUUGACGAUUACCUCACGUCGUUGGAGUCCAAAUAUGGCAAAACCAAGACUCAGAUUCUGCUCAAUUGGGUCGAGAAGAAAGGAAUCAUUCCAAUCACCACGACUUCAAAGGAAUCCAGACUGGACGAGUUCCUAGACGUUUUUAGUUUCGACCUGACUCCGGAAGAGGUUGAGACCAUCACCAAGAUCGGUGCCCAGUACAAGCCCCCACUCAGACAACAUUGGGUCCCAGAGUACGGAAAGUACGACAAUUUUCGUCAAACUCAAAAUCCAACAACGACAGACCAAGAGAAGCGUCGACUCCAAAGUCGUUCAACAUCAUCAGAUCCGUGUACGACCUCUGCUCUGGCUGUGGAUAGGCAGGACGUAUUGAUUGCUGAACUUGCGGCUGGGGCUGCAUGUUCAUCAUCGGAUACUGUUGUCAGUAUUGUAUCUAUGGCUAUCUCCAGGUGCUCCACGCAGGACUUGGAUAAACAUCCAAGGAACGAGAUGUCAGUCUCCAGCUUUAAGUCUCCAAUCACCGAGCUGAGCAGCGACUUGGAGUCCUGGAAUAGAGCACCACCUCUGGUGUAUUCGAGGGCUCCUUUAGCGGCCAAAAGAGCAAACCUUGCUUUUUGGCGAGAAGUGUUGAUCGGCAACGGGAGAUGGUAA
Molecule: messenger RNA, 1314 nt
Organism: Ogataea philodendri
Lineage: Eukaryota; Fungi; Ascomycota; Pichiomycetes; Pichiales; Pichiaceae
Exons: 3
Coding region: 1-1314 (437 amino acids)
Molecular function (GO): oxidoreductase activity, acting on NAD(P)H as acceptor
Source: RefSeq, a predicted model, not a curated record